AUGGCUGACCCUCUGCGCAGGACGCUCUCCAAGCUGCGGAGCAGACGGUCGCAGCGAGGGGCCGCCGGCGCGGGGGAAGCGGCUGGCGGCAAAGCCCACAAGAGCCUGCGGCCCCCGGGGGACGGGGCGCCGCGAGCUCUCCUCGGGGGCCGAGCGGGCUGCUACCGGGCCCUCGUGGCCCCCUCGGAAGAGCCGAGGCCGUCGGAGCCGGGCGGGGGGCCCCGGCCUGGGGAAGGGGCGCCGGGAGCCGCGGUCGCCUGCCCUUGCCCCGCUGCCUCCCGCCGGGAAGGGACGGCGCCGCCGCCGCCAGGCCCCCCGGGGCUCCACGCGCCUCCGACGACGGAACCCUGCUUCCCCGCCGCCGAUCCCCCGGGGGGCGCGGACCCCGGCUCUCCCCCGGAGAGGGGCGGCGGCGGCGAGGAGGAGGAGGAGGACUACUACGAUAACCAGAGCCUGCCUGGCUGGGGCUGCCAAGGAGCGUCUGGAGCGCAGGAAGAGGCGCGGGGGAAGAAGGACGGCGGCGGCGGUGGCCACGGAGCCCGGGCGCGGGAGAGCCCCGGCCGGCUGCGAAGCCAGCUGCAGGAGGCCUACGACCUCCUCAUCCACGCCAUGCACGACCUGCCCCCUCCGGCCAGCCCCCGCUCGCCUCCGCCCGCUGCCGGGGCCGUGGAGAGCGGCGGCGCGGCUCCCCCCCGCGGGGACGGCUGCCCGGGGCUGCUGCGGGCGGACGCUCCCGCCUGCCCGCAAACCUCCUCCGCCGCCGCCUGGCGCCGGGGCCUCAGCAAGAGCCUGGACAGCCUCCCGCCGGCCCGGCCCCUGCCCAGGAGCCGCAGCGACGGCGCGCUCCGCUCCCUCCCCCGGGAGCCGACGGCGCCCCGCGGCCACCCGCGGCCGGAGCCUGGCGCGUGGCGGGGAGCCGCAGCCGCCCGCCGGCCCUGCGAGGGCGGCCCCGACGGCCGGAGCGCUGCCCGGGGCGAGCCGUCGGCGGCGCGGCUCCUGCUCCCCGGGUUGCGCCCCGGGCCGUCGGGAAGCCCCGCGGUGGACGGUCGCGGCGCCUCCAAGCCGCCCGCGGUGACCGUGCGGAAGCUGCAGCAGUGGAUGCACAAAGGCCGCCUGCUCUCCCUGGGCGCCAAGGGCCGCGGCGCGGCAGCCGCGCCCCCCUCCCCUCCCUCCAAGGCCAGCGGGCUGCUUCUGGGCAGAGAAGAGGGGCCGGCUGCCCCUUCUCCCACCCGCGGGAGGGCCCCGGGCAGCACAGCUCCGGGGCCCCCUUCGGACCAAAGGAUUUGGCUGGCAGAUUUGAUUGAAAAUGUUUACAUACCUUCUGUGAGCAGAAGAGAUUUUAAGAACUUUAAAUCCAGUGAAAUGGCUGAGUGCACACCUCGAAUUGCUAGCAUCACGGUGUCUAAGAAACGAAAUUGGUUACAUCAGAGUUCUCCAAGAGCACCUAAUCUGGAGAAAGGAGAUUCUUAUAAGAAAAUUUCAGGAGAAACUCACCAGGUACUCAAAUCUCCCAGUCUUUUGCUUGAGCCCAAAAUGCCCCAGACCUUUCCCAAACCUCUAGGGUAUGAAAACCCUAACAGAAGAAAUGGUUCUGCACAUGCUGCUGUGAAUGGAGAAAGACCUUUGGCACUACGAAACUGUACUUUAGAAUUUGGUGAAGAUAAUGAUGCAGAUGAUGAAGGAGAAAUAUGGUACAAUCCUAUCCCUGAAGAUGAUGAGCCUGACUUCCCUUGUUUUGUUCAUAAUAAUGCUGACCGUUCAGACUCCCAAGCCAUGAAUUGCAAGAUAUCCUCUGCAAAUGACAUGAUUAAUGUUGCAGUGCAUAAUGAAGGUGUUCCACAGUCUUUCAACUGUACUGGAGAUACUCAGCCCAGGGAAAUUAGUCAAGUCGAUUGUGUACAUUCCAUGGAACAUUUGCAAGUACAGAAGCCAAAGCCUGCAUGCACUAUUCUGAGUGGGUUUGUAACAGAGGAUAGUUCUACAUUAAAAGGUUCUUCAGGAGGACCAGGAAUUUUGUCUGCAAGCAAAACUGAAAUGGGAGCAGCUGACUGUUCUCCUUCAAGUCCUAACUCUUCGAAAAAGGGUGGUUCAAUAAACUGGACAUUCCCUGAUAAAAUAAAAUCCCCAAGAACUGUGAGAAAACUUUCCAUUAAAAUGAAAAAGUUGCCAGAGCUCAGCAGGAAGCUAAGUGUCAAAGGAAAUCCAAGCCAUAAUAGCUCAGAUAAUACUUCCUUGCUUAAAAAUAAUUGUCAGGAUAUAGGCCAUGCAUCAUUGCCCUCUUCUGGGAACGUAACAGCAGCUGCUAGCAGGAAUGUUAUAAGCCGGUAUCACCUUGAUAGCAGUGUGUCCUCUCAGCACAACUACAAAAAGAAAAGCAAUGGGAGUUCUAAAUCUUCCAGCAAAGGAGGCUACCUCAGUGAUGGGGACUCCCCUGAGCUUAUAACAAAAUCAGGGAAACAUGCAGCUGAAAGCAGGGCUGGGAAAGGAAAGGAAGCGUUCCCAAAUAAUAAUGGUAGUAAAGCAGAAAUAGACAUCGAUGCGUUUAGACAUUACAGCUUUUCUGACCAGCCCAAAUGUUCCCAAUAUAUAUCUGGGCUCAUGAGCAUUCACUUCUAUGGAGCUGAGGAUUUGAAACCACCACGGAUGGACUCGAAAGAUGUCUUCUGCGCAAUUCAGGUAGAUUCAGUUAAUAAAGCAAGGACUGCCUUGCUCACAUGCAGAACAACCUUUUUGGACAUGGACCACACUUUCAACAUAGAAAUUGAAAAUGCCCAGCAUUUAAAACUAGUGGUCUUUAGCUGGGAGCCCAUGCCAAGGAAGAAUCGGGUCUGCUGCCAUGGGACAGUGGUUCUUCCUGCACUUUUUCGAGUGACAAAGACUCAUCAGUUGGCAGUAAAGCUGGAACCUAGAGGGCUUAUUUAUGUCAAGUUGACGCUUCUGGAACAGUGGGAGAACUCUCUUAACGGACUAGACGGAGAAAGAGAGCCGGUAAUAUUUGGUGUUGAUGUUCGGAAAGUUGUCGAGAAGGAAAAUGUAGGCUUGAUGGUGCCCCUCUUGAUGAAGAAAUGCAUUAUGGAGAUCGAAAAGAGAGGCUGCCAGGUUGUAGGCCUGUACCGUUUAUGUGGCUCAGCAGCUGUCAAGAAAGAGCUCCGAGAAGCAUUUGAAAAGGAUAGCAAAGCAGUUACUCUCUGUGAAACCCAGUACCCAGAUAUAAAUGUGAUAACAGGUGUCCUCAAGGAUUAUUUAAGAGAACUUCCUUCACCCUUGAUAACCAAACAACUCUAUGAAGCAGUAUUGGAUGCCAUGGUGAAAAGCCCAUUGAAAAUGACAGCAAAUGGAUGUGAUAACAACCCUAGUGAUUCUGAGCACACAGUGUCCCUCUUGGAUUGCCUUCCAGACAUUGAGAAGGCCACUCUAAGGAUGCUGUUGGACCAUCUGAAGCUGGUGGCUUCAUACCAUGAAGUGAACAGAAUGACAUGCCAGAACCUAGCUGUUUGUUUUGGGCCUGUAUUGUUGAGCCAGCGGCAAGAAACUGCCAACCAUAACAACAGAGUAUUCACUGAUUCUGAAGAGCUUGCUAGUGCCUUGGAUUUCAAAAAACAUAUAGAAGUUCUACACUACCUACUUCAGCUGUGGCCAGUGCAACGUUCAGCUGCCAAAGAGUCUGCAUUGCCUGAGCAGCAGGCCUUGGUGAACUAUCUGAGACCUAAGAAGCAACGACCUCAAAUGUUGAACUUGAACAGUACUGAAAUAACAGGGAUAUUGAGGUCCAGGCCAGCCAGACUGGAUAGUCCUUCAAGUAACCGCUAUGCUGGAGACUGGAGUGGUUGUGGGGAGAGCUACUUCGUAAACCCCAAAGAGGCUUUUAGUGAAGCAGACUAUGAUGAUGUCCCUUCAGAAGAUGCAGAAAGUGGUGACGAUAGCAGCAGAGCAGAUGGUUCGGAUAAGCUGAUUGAACAACCUAAUUGCGUGUCCAAAGAGCAUACAUUCCAGGCCUAUUUGGCAAUGCAAACAAUGGAUUCUUCAGUAAACCACAGAGUAAACCUCAAAGACCUGCAGGAAAGCAUUGAUACUCUGAUAGGAAACCUGGAACGGGAACUCAAUAAGAAUAAGCUCAAUAUCCGUUACUAAUAAUAAUCUUCUGCACGAUGCCUCUGGUUGGCAUCUCCUUUGCCCUGUUUC
Molecule: messenger RNA, 4182 nt
Organism: Euleptes europaea (tarantolino)
Lineage: Eukaryota; Metazoa; Chordata; Lepidosauria; Squamata; Sphaerodactylidae
Gene: SYDE2
Product: synapse defective Rho GTPase homolog 2
Exons: 7
Coding region: 1-4131 (1376 amino acids)
Biological process (GO): signal transduction
Source: RefSeq, a predicted model, not a curated record